Molecule: messenger RNA, 2526 nt
Organism: Rotaria socialis
Lineage: Eukaryota; Metazoa; Rotifera; Eurotatoria; Philodinida; Philodinidae
Source: the annotation of a GenBank genome assembly
AUGUUAUCAACUGCGGGUCACCAUCUUUCACAUCGGUUCCUUAAAUCAACAGCAAUCUCUACUUUAAAGUUUCAUUCAUUGUCUAUAUCUACAGAAUCCUCUUCAUUUACAUGGCAACAACCAACUGAAGACGAUCAAAAACAAUACGCAGCUGACGAUGUUUUCCGUGCAGGAAUGCGACAUCAUCAUAUAUGUAAUACAGCAUUUCCAAUCGCUCACAACACUACUAUUCGACCUUAUCGAGUAAAAAGGCUUCGAGAUCAACAAGAUAUUCAAGCAGUCUAUUAUGGAGCUUACGGUUCAUUACCAGAGAUGAUGCUCUAUGCUCAUGUGCCUUUUUGUCAAACACGCUGUCAAUUUUGUGAAUAUACAGUUGUCAAUCCAAAACAAGGCAAAAAUGUUGAUAUACAAACAAAUUAUUUCUCUGCACUAUACACCGAAUUAGAUAUGUAUGCAAAUUUAUUAAAUACAAAAGCAAAAAAACUAGUCGGAUUUGAUAUUGGUGGUGGAACACCAUCUAUGGCUAAAAUAGAACAUAUUCAAAAAUUAAUGAAACAUGUUGAAUCGAAAUUUCAAACUAAUUGGAAUCUAACUGAAGUAUCCAUUGAGACAACACCAAAGAUAGCUGCAGCCGAACCUGAAAAAAUGAAAGCAUAUUACGAUAUGGGUAUUCGUCGUAUAUCAAUGGGUUUACAAACAACAGAUUUUCGUCAAGCAAAAGACAUGAAUCGUGAUGAUGCUAAUGCAUCGACAGAUUAUAUCUAUCAAGCAGUGACAAAUAUUCGUAAUGCAGGUUUUAAAAGUUUUAACAUUGAUUUAAUGUAUGGAUUUCCAUUACGUGCAUCACGUACCGAUGACCCAUGGUUAAAAACUGUUCAAGAUACAAUUGAUCUUCAACCUGAACAUAUAACUUUAUAUCGUAUGAGAUAUAAAGGUACAUUGAUGGCACAUUUAGCUGAUCGUGUUAAACUCGAUCAAAUUAAUCGUCAAGAAGGUCAAUCAAGACAAUUAUUAAAUCAAUCUAAUUACAUUGGAUUAACAGGAAAAAAUACAUUUUCUCGUGUUCAAGGUAAUUCUGGAUGUUCUGAUUAUUUGGAUAAACGUGUUAGAAAAGCUAUACCCUAUAUCGGUAUUGGUCUUGGUGCCCAAUCAUUCAGUCACCAUACAUUAUCGUAUAAUUUAGGUGCUGUUACUAAGAAAUUACAACAAUAUAUUCGUAGUGUCGAAUUAAAUCGUAUUCCAGUUCAAGAUCUUUAUCAUCUAUCACGAGAAGCAGCUAUUGCUAAAAUGGCAUCAGUUAGUUUCUACUAUGGUGGUAUUGAUCUUAUUGCAUUUGAAGAUUGUUUUAAGACGUCGUUACAAGAAUUAUUUCCUACUGAAUUUAAAUUCGUUACAGAUCAUGGCUUAAUGAUAUACAAUCAAGACGAACAACGCUUACAAAUGACAAGUCUUGGUAAACAAUGUUUCGGUGGUGUUGUAGCUCUGUUUUAUUCACCAGCCGUGAAAAAUCAUAUUUUACAUUUACAAGGUGGAGAACAAUUUCUAGUAGAUCCUGUUCAAGCAUUAAAAGAAGGUCAAAGUCCAUUUCAACCAAUCCCAGAUACAACAAUACCAGUUCGUCGUCGAGCAGCAGCAACAAAUGUACCAGAGCCUAAACCGCCAGCGUCAUUAACAACUUCGACGCUUACUUUACAACAAAGUCAACAGUCGCUGAAUCAAAUUCGUCGUUCAUUUUCAUCAUUAGCGCGUGUUGAUACAUCCAAACCAUUUGAAUUUGGCAAUAUUUUAUUUUCUGGAUCAUGUAAUCAAAAGUGUCCAUUUUGUAUUGGACAUCAAUUAUUAGAAACUCCAAAUAAUUUACGUAAAGAAACACUUGAAAAUCUGGAUGAAUUUAUUUCUUUGAUGAAAAAAACUCAAACAUCAAAAAUAAUUUUAACAGGUACAAGAACUGAUCCUCAACUUUAUAAAUAUGAAGAGAAAUUAGUAAACCGUUUACGUCAAGAUUUGCCAAAUGUUCAUAUAUCAUUACAUACAAAUGGUUUAUUAGCAAUACCAAAAAUGAAAACAUUUCGUAUGUACGAUUCAUGUACUAUAUCUGUAAAUUCUUUUCAUCCUACAACUUAUUACAAACUUCAUGGUGUUAAGCAAAUGCCAAAUUUAAAAGCUAUUUUAAGAGAAGCAUCCAAUGUUCCAAUUAAACUUUCAUGUGUAUUAACCGAAGACAAUGUUUAUCAAAUUGAAGAAUAUUUACAGAUUGCUAAACAACUUGGAAUCCGACGAAUUGCAUUACGACAUAUCUAUGGUGAUGAUCGACGUUGGCCUAUUCAAGCGUUUCAAAAUAAACAACCGGUUAAGUAUCAUCAAAAUAAUCCUGUUUAUGAUUUUGAUGGUCUUCAAGUAACCCAUUGGAUAUUUGAUAAAACAUCGGGUCGAUCUUUGAAUUUAUUCUCUGAUGGUACACUUAGUGAUGAAUAUCUGUUAACAAAUUCUCCAAAUCAAUCAAUAGUUGAACAUAUUAACUCUUAA